Molecule: messenger RNA, 315 nt
Organism: Meleagris gallopavo (turkey)
Lineage: Eukaryota; Metazoa; Chordata; Aves; Galliformes; Phasianidae
Source: RefSeq, a predicted model, not a curated record
CAACCCCAACCAGACCUGAAGGUACAGCGGCUCAUCAUGAACGUCAUCUGUGACGCCGACCUGGGCAAGGUGACGCGCUGCAUGGAGCACGCCCUGGGCGCCUGCCACCCGCGCACCCGCUACAGCGCAGGCUGGGAUGCCAAGCUGCUGUGGCUGCCUGCCUCCUACCUGCCCGCCUGCAUCGUCGACUUUGUGCUGGCCACCAUCCUGCCCAAGCCAGCCCACCACGUCCGCUAGCUGCUCCCCUAAAGCAGCUACCAGGACCCCAGCGUGUGCUUGGGGGCCCCCAGUGCUGCAAUAAAGCACUCCUCCUUG